Molecule: messenger RNA, 2553 nt
Organism: Didymodactylos carnosus
Lineage: Eukaryota; Metazoa; Rotifera; Eurotatoria; Philodinida; Philodinidae
Source: the annotation of a GenBank genome assembly
AUGGAAGUGACGAAUAUUCAAAAGAUGCAAGAUGAAAUAGCUGCAGUUGAAGCAGCAAUGAAACAGUACGGAGCCGACGCAAGUACCUACAAGAAUUUCACAAAAGAAAAAACUGAAAUAAUACCCGAACUGGUUGAUUGUCCGCAUCACAAUACACUAUGUGCAAAAUGUACACACGUUUGCCACGAUGGCUGCAGUCUUCGAGAAACCACCACAAAAGGCGAUCAAAUAUUCAAGGGUUGCUGGGCGAUAAAAAAUGACGUGUGUGUUCAAUGUCCGAAUAAAUGUAGUUAUACUGAGCAUUACCACGCCCGAAAAACCGUUAAAGUCACCCAGAAAAAAAUGCAAGAGGUACUGUAUGAAAUCAAGGCUAAGUACGAUGCAGCAUCAAAAAAUAAGGAUGAUGCCCAGACAAAAAUUAAGACUACAGCUGAUGCUAAGAGGCUUUUGGAAAAAGCACUAAAACAAAAAAACGACGAAAUCAAACAAAAGUGUACUGAGCUACAGCAAAUAUGCACCGGAUUUAAUAUUGUCGAUGAACUUUAUGCGCUAAUCAAUAUUCUACAAAUGGAAUCGUCAACCUUGAGAAAUAUCGAUGCAAAACAGCAGGCAGAAGACUUCAUUCGUUCAUUACGAGACUUUUGUGAUCAAUUGGAAAAAGACGGCGUGUCAGCCAAACGUGUACCACGACCGAUGAAUUUAUUAGACACAUAUGUACCUGUGCCAAUAACAACUGUGCAACAGACAGUAGUCAGACACAAUCCCACUCAAACUCAGUAUAUACCUAAUACAUUCAACAUGAAUUCAAAUAAUUCGGAUAGUACCGAUAGUGUUCUUCGUAAAGUGUUGAAUAUGCAAAAGAGGGGCAAAACCUCAAAAUCGAGCGACGACAGUGAUAAAAGUGAAAAUGAGAUUGCCAGCAGUGACUCGGACGAUGAAGUAGAGGAGAAAGAUAUUCGACAGAAAGGGAAACGUACAUUACAAAAUAAGGCAACAGUAGUCACGAAUAAAAAUUCACGAACACAAAGUACAGUGGUCGCGAAAGCCUCUCUAACACCCGAACAAACAAGCAUGAUGACCACCGCUGAAUUAGUUACGAAACAAGGUGAAUCUCCUGAUCAACGAACAUCAAUUUUGAUAAAUCAAGAAUUAAAUAAACGAUGUCAAGGAAAAUCAAUUGGUCAGUUGACACCUAUUGAUAUAGCUAAGUUUACAAGAUAUACCCAAAAAUAUACGCAAAAUGAUCAAACAUCGUUAAAUUCAGUUUACAACGAGUUUCAAAAUAAAAUAAACAGUAUCACUGAUGCAGAUAGUUCACAAAUAUUAAAAGUACCAUCUGAUCUAUUAUUAGAAAUUGCAGCUGUCUAUCUCGCAUUACAAGAUGCUCCAUCAACUGUACCCGAGAAAAAACAAUCUUUGAAUCAACAACCGCCAUACGGCCAGCUACCUCCUCAGCAAGCUGAUAACCAAUAUCUACCAAGUCUAGAUCAAUAUAAUAACAGAAUGAAUCCAAAUAUGCAUCAUGGUCAUUAUCUACAUCAUCCACCAAACUAUAGCGGCGACAUGUACCAGCAUCAUGGUGAUUAUCCUCCACCUCCUCCUAAUCAGCAAAAUUUCACAGUAUAUCGAGAUCCGAAUCAGCAGCAACGCUUACACAACACUAUGGAUCCGAACCGUCGGGGUGCAGAAGAGGUUUAUCCAGCACCACGCGUUUUCAUGCCAAUGCCCAUGCCCAUGCCGACAUCUAGUUUUGCCCAAAUGAACAUCGGUACUCCACAACUUUCUCAACCUUCAAUCCAUCAUCCACCGCAGAGAAAUGAUAUAGUGUUAUCUAAACGAUCGAACACCUCAUUGAUUGAGCUCUAUUAUAAUCGUCAGGAUUAUCGCGAUCAGUAUGAAAUGAAUAGAAUCCAAGACGAACUAAAGUCUCGUUUGAAUGGCGAAGCGUUCGGCCCCCUAUCUUAUGAUCAAGUUCAAAACUAUAAUAAGUCUCGUGAUCAGCGUAGCUCAAUGCAAUUGGAUGAGUUAAAAUAUACUUACGAUAGAAUAAAAGAGAAGAUAGCGUUGAUUACAGAUAAUGAUCCACUUCGUAUUAUGGAAGUUUCGGUUGAUCUUUUACUACAGGCGUGUGCUCUAUGCUCAUUAAUCCAACAAAAGUCGAAAAGUGGAGAUCAACGCACAACAGCAUCAGUAGCUUUGUCUGAUCGAGAGGGAUCACCAUUCAGACCAAUAAAUCAACAUACAGAUGAUGAACUGUCGAAUACGUCAUUAUCAAAGUUGCUGACGCUCUACAACGAUCGUAAUCAUCCGAAUAAAACUUUGAUACAACAAGAAAUUGAUCAUCGAUGUAUUGAACAUGCAGAUAUUGUGAGACAAUACCCGUCUGUAUUUGAUCAGAUAGUCGAUGAAUGUAGAUAUAAACCGAUCGGUGAACUUCAAACGUAUUACUUCUCGUUCAAACCACGAAUAACGCAACAAAUCGAUAUUGACUCGAAAAACAGACUCAUCGUUCAACAAGCAGCUAUUGCUUACCUCAUUCAGCAAAAACAAUAA